AUGCCUCCGCGAGGGCUGGAGCCAGCCGUCACCCGCCUCGCCACCGCCGACUGCUGGUGGUGGCGCCGGUGGUGGCAGCAGUCCCCGGCGGUCGUCCAUGCCCGUCCCCGCCAAUGUUGCGGCCGCCGCGGCCUCGCCCAGUCGGCAGCUCGGCCGCAGGCCCCAGCACCGCCGCCGAAGCCUCCGAAGCCCGACAAGCCCGGCGUCGGCGCGCCCAUGGAUCCCCGGAGCCAUGUCGCCGGGCCGCCGAUCGAGGCGCCGCGGAGCUACGGCAAGCGCGUCGAGGGCGGCUUCACGCCCAAGCCGCUGCCGCGCCCCAUCGGCAUGCCGCUGCCGCCCAAGGCCGGCGAGAACACGGGCAUCGACGGCCGCACACUGAGGGAGCGCCGUGACGACUUUGUCGAUUACGACAAGCACCUGCAGCGCCGCAAAGAGCUCACGGCCCAGAUAUCUCGACCCUACUUCCGCGACUGGGGCAACCUGCAGUUUCACGAGGGCAAGUCCUUCGUCGCGCCCCCGCGCCUCUUCAAGGCCGACGUCUCCCUCUUCUUCCCCAACCUCUACGGCGAACCCAUCCUCGAGUCGGACCGGGCGCCGCGCGACACAACGCCGCUCCUGGCGGGCAAGGUCUCCGUCGUCGGCAUCUUCAGCAGCCAGUGGGCCGAGCGGCAGGUUGCCUCGUUUGCCUCGCGCGAGGCCAACCCCGCGCUGCACGACACCGUUGCCCGCAACGACGACGUGGCCCAGAUGGUUCACAUCAACUACGAGGAUAAUGCGGCCAAGGCCUGGCUCGUCCGCCUGUUUCGUCGCUCCCUGCGCAAGAGGUUCCCGGAAAAGGACUGGGGCAAGUACCUCCUGGUGCGCAAGGGUAUCACUGACGACAUCCGCGAGUCCAUUGGCCUGCUCAACGCAAAGGUCGGCUACAUGUACCUCGUCGACCAACACUGCCGCAUACGCUGGGCGGGCAGUGGGCCUAGCCAUCCCGAGGAGAGGGACGGUCUCACCCGGGGUGUCACGCGGUUGGUCGACGAGGUCAGGAGAAGUACCUCUCCGGCCACGGCACGGAGAGGCUGA
Molecule: messenger RNA, 1074 nt
Organism: Hirsutella rhossiliensis
Lineage: Eukaryota; Fungi; Ascomycota; Sordariomycetes; Hypocreales; Ophiocordycipitaceae
Product: ATP10 protein
Exons: 2
Coding region: 1-1074 (357 amino acids)
Biological process (GO): mitochondrial proton-transporting ATP synthase complex assembly
Cellular component (GO): mitochondrial inner membrane
Source: RefSeq, a predicted model, not a curated record